UGUCAACAGUUGCGCUUAUAAUACUCUCACAGAUUAUACAAUCAAACACAUUUCGUCCUUCACGGGAUAUUAACAGACGCUGUUUUGACUGGCGCCCAACUUAUCCUCGCAGAAAGCAGGAAUUUGCAAAAUGGCUCGAUUUCUGCGCAGGCUUUUUUGCUGUUGCUUCCCGAAGGUUGAGGAUGACGUGACGAGUAUAGUCGAGCCUCGGGGUAGCAGAGGCAACACAAAUUGGACCCAUCCUUCCAAUACUGAAAGAAGUCAUGCCCAAUUCUAUAGCAGCAGUAUUACACAAGUGACUACUCUUUAUAGCAAUACUAAGAGAACUGAUACAAGUGUUAGCAGACAGGCCAUCAGCAGCGGUACUUCUAAUUCCACAAGUACUAGGGAGCCUAAUGCGAUUGUCAGCAAGCAAAUAUCAAGGGAUCUCAAGCACAAAGACAGUCUUUAUAAGCCUGGCGUAAGUGACAGCAGGCUUGAUACCAGUGAUGGCAGGGGGACGGCGGAAGCCAACAAACGAGUAAUUCGCACACCCGUGGCCGAUAUUUCCAUAGAAUCAGAAUGGGAAACGAAUGUGGGUGAAUACAAGUCUUCCUAUUCAUACCAAAAAGAAUCGAAAAGGGAAACCUUGGAAUCCAAAUACGAAGGACAUCCGACGCUCAAGCUGCAGUUUGGUUCCCGCGCCCUGGAGAAGGUCAUUAGAGACGACGGGGUAAACGCUCUCCUCGACCUGCAUGGAAUGACGGUGCGGGAGGCCACGGAUUGGUUCGAGUAUUUCCUCAGCUUUCACCAGGACUUGGGGACAGACAGCAUGAAAGUGGUGACGGGGCGAGGCAACAACAGCGCCGACGGGAAGGCCAAGAUCAAGCCUGUCAUCGAGGAUCUGCUUGGAGAGCUUGGGUUAAAAUUUCGGAUAAUGAGCAAAGGGGGAUGCUACCUGGUGUGGUUAUGA
Penaeus monodon (black tiger shrimp) is the source of this 952-nucleotide messenger RNA. RefSeq lists its product as uncharacterized. The transcript is spliced from 3 exons. The record is from RefSeq and is a predicted model, not a curated record. Bases 131 to 952 code for a protein of 273 amino acids. NCBI's taxonomy places the organism in Eukaryota, Metazoa, Arthropoda, Malacostraca, Decapoda, Penaeidae.